Molecule: messenger RNA, 582 nt
Organism: Insectozyma verbasci
Lineage: Eukaryota; Fungi; Ascomycota; Pichiomycetes; Serinales; Debaryomycetaceae
Source: the annotation of a GenBank genome assembly
AUGUCACAGGAAUCAACUACUCAUACAACACCAUUACAAAUAUCAAAUACUACUUCUCCACAACCAGAAAAUGGAAAAACUGUUGUUCAUGAAGAUGUUGAAAUGGUCGAUGCUGAAACUGCUGCUACAUCUGGUUCUGAUUUAUCAUUACCAUUAUCUAAAAUAAAGAAAAUAUUUAAAAUGGAUCCUGAAUAUCAAGGUGCUUCACAAAGUGCAGUAUAUACAACAGGAUUGGCUACUGAAUUAUUCGUUCAAUAUUUAACCGAACAAGCUAAUUUAUUAGCAAAAAUGGAAAAACGUAAAAAAAUUCAAUAUAAAGAUUUUGCAAAUUGUAUUCAAAAUCAUGAUUCAUUACAAUUUUUAACUGAUACAAUACCGAAAACUCAACCAAUUGGAGAUUUAAUAAAUGAAAAGAAGGUGAAUUUACUAAAAGAACAAGAUCCAAAACAAUCAAAAACAAAAGCACCCAAAGAAAGUAAUAACGUACCUGUUCAAAAAGAAUUAGAAACGGGUCAACAAACAUUACCUUUCAUUGCUGAAAAACCAAUAAAGAAAGCAGGUAUAAAUGAUUUAGUAGGAUGA